GGGGACAGAGGGAAGCUGCCAAAGAGUGGCCACUGAACAAGACCCAGUGCUUAGCAUUAGAUAUAAUCCGUUGCUUGUCCUUUCUUAAUCUUUUGGAUUCAAUCGUCAAAAAGAUUAUAUCUCUGGCUUAUUGAUUGCUAUUCAAUUGCAGGGAAGUCAAAGCCACAUUGAAGUUCUGAGCAGUGCCUCGCCAUUGCCAUCUGGCCUAUAAAAUGGUCAGCAUACGCUGUCGGCUUUUUCCAUCUCACUCCGCCAGCCAAAACCCAGCAGGACUUCUCCGCUCUUUCUCUUGUUGCUGUAGAGAGUUUUGACAUGGAUAUCCUCACAGACGAGCAGAUUAUUGAGUUCCAAGAAGCUUUCUGCCUCUUUGACAAAGAUGGAGAUGGAUGCAUCACACUGGAAGAGCUAGGCACAGUCAUCAAAUCACUGGGUCAGGACCCAAGUGAAGAAGAGCUGCAGGAAAUGAUCAGGGAAGUUGAUUCGGAUGGCAAUGGAACCAUAGAGUUUGGGGAGUUUUUGAAUCUAAUGGCCAGAAAAGUGAAGGAGACUAAUAUAGAGGAAGAACUCAAAGAAGCUUUCAAGGUCUUUGACAAAGAUCAAAAUGGCUUUAUCUCAGCUACUGAGCUGAGGAAUGUGAUGAUAAACCUUGGGGAGAAGUUGACUGAUGAAGAGGUGGAUCAAAUGAUUAGAGAGGCUGAUCUGGAUGGAGAUGGGCAGGUGAAUUAUGAGGAAUUUGUGAGAAUGAUGAUGGCUGUCUGAUUCAUCUGUUCAAAUGGAACAUUUUGGAUGAUGCACAUCUGAAUUCCCAGGCCCUGUUUCAAGAAACCACAGCUUGUUAAUGUUCUUUUGUUCCAGUAGCAAAUAUAAUCCUAAAUGCUAAUUUUUUCCUUCCAAAUUGUGUCCAACAAAGUGAAUCUACCUUCUGAUCUGAUUUAAGAAUCUGAUACAUCUUUGAUCAAGUGAGAUUGUGCAAGACAAGCAUGUCCAAGAGGAGAAGCUGACAGAAUUACAAACAAAAGUUACCAUCAUUCAUUCUCAUAUUGAUCUACUUUUCCUGGUUUUAUAUUUAUGAUCAAAGCUUUUUUACAUGAUCCUGAGAAACAAAUGAAAGAACAUGGGGAUGUUACCAGCAUGUCUACUGUACACUUCAACAAAUCUUUUAAACUGCAUUGGAAGCUCAAUCUACAGAGCAAAUAUCCU
This is a messenger RNA of Musa acuminata AAA Group (dessert banana), 1200 nucleotides long. RefSeq names its product calmodulin-like. Gene Ontology annotation, molecular function: calcium ion binding; enzyme regulator activity. Lineage: Eukaryota; Viridiplantae; Streptophyta; Magnoliopsida; Zingiberales; Musaceae. The record is from RefSeq and is a predicted model, not a curated record. The transcript is spliced from 4 exons. The coding region runs from base 313 to 759 and encodes 148 amino acids.